Messenger RNA from Miscanthus lutarioriparius, 549 nucleotides. The record is from the annotation of a GenBank genome assembly. Lineage: Eukaryota; Viridiplantae; Streptophyta; Magnoliopsida; Poales; Poaceae.
AUGGGAUCUGAGAAUACGGCAACAAGCUGCUCCUCCCCAGGGAGGAAGCCACCAAGACUCACCGAGUCCUCGUUAGUGACGGGGAGCACCUUGGAGGCGUCGGGAGGAGCUGCAGCGGCCGGGAUGUACGAGCGGGUGGAGGCGACGCGGCCAGAGGAGCAGCGCCUGGAGGCGAUGCGUGAUCUCGAGAUCUCCGAAGCCCUCGGCCCGCCGGCUGCAACGGCGCUCUCGGCCUCCGAUUCGGAGCCGGGGGCCGAUUCGGCGGCGGCGGCGAGGGCCCAAGGAGGCGAGGGCGGGUCGGAGCGGCGGUCGUUCCGUGCCAAGUUUCUGCGGCCGGGUGGACUCGGUGGUGGCGGCGAAGACCGACCGAGUAGGCGAGGGCGGGAUGAGGCGGCUGAGACGAGGGCGAGGCGGACUCGGUUGACGGCGGAGAGGGCACUGGGGAGCGUCCUAAUAAUUUUGAAAAGAGGGGGCGCGCACUGGGUCGAGAGGAAGGCGACGGAGAUGGUGGAGAGGAGGGGCGUCGGGACUGGCCGGGGAGGGAUGUGA